AUGGCUGCGUUGGUUCAAACGAUUCCGCAACACACUAGCACGGUACCGGUGCUCCAGACGCGUCCUUCCUCCUCCUCGGGCACUUUUGCUUCUUCACCUCAGACCCAGGGCUCCCGCUAUCAGAACAUGUCGUGGAGCUCCUUCAAUGCAGGCAAUUCCGGGUCAUAUCGAACCGGCCAACCUAUCGUUGCUCCCUACGCCUUCGCCCCGAACCUGGGUCACCACGCAAGCCCCCAACAACAUCGACAGUCGUGGUCCCCUCAUCUCCGGCCGGAACACCGCACAUUUUCCGCCCCUACUAUCCCUCAGGGGCCGAUAAUGUCUUCCGCUGGGGUUAACCCUCGAGUCGCCUAUCCUGCAGCUGGUUCUGUAUCGAAUACCUCCUCCACCUCUUUCCAUUCCCAUGUUUCCAAGGACGACAGUGCGAUCCCCUCUAGGCAACCGAGGGGUGACCAGCCCAUCCGUCCUCUUUCCACCGCCAAUCUCCCCUCUCCUCCCAUCAUGAACAGCUCCUCACCCACAGGUGCUGUCAAGCCCUCCCCUAAUCGAUAUCGCCGUCCUCAACGUGCAGAGGGCAUCCGCGCCCAGUCCCCAGCACCGGCCUCGUCAUCAUCCUUGCCUGCUGAGGACAAGACGAGCGGUGCUAUGCCUGUUCGACCUAUCCUCCGAUCUACGGUUCACAAUCGCGUAUCGAGCGUGGAUGAUUCAUCUCAUGCAGAGAAGGCGGCCCCGGAGCGAUAUCGUCGACGGAGCUUGGGUAAUAUGGACCCUGCGUCUAUUCCAAGCUUACAGCUUCAGCUCCCCACAGCAUCGUCGCCGCCCCAAUCGGGCUCCUACGAUUUCAUUUCGUUCGAUUCGAAUUCCCGGCCACACUCAUCUCACUCCCGUCGGGAUAGCUCAGGGAGCAACCACUCCAGACAUUCCUCUGCUUCUUCGGCUCGAGCCGGAUCUCCGGACUCUAACUCGGUGACUAGCAAGACCGGCAAACCCGACGAGAAGCGAACGAGCAAACCCUCGCCGCUUUCCCAACCUGCAUCGACAUCUCCCGAAUCGCCUACGGCUGGACCUGAAGAAAACCAAACUACACCUUCGUCACCACCAUUAGACUCCCCUGCGGCCAAGCGUCUCACCGAGCUGAAAAAUGGGGCCCAGCGCCCUGGGAAGUCACGCUUGAGGCGUGCUUUCUCGUUUGGCAGCGCCUCGGAGCUUCUGAAAAAUUCCGGAGAGAGCCGCACCGCCAAGCGAGAGGCGAUUGCCGCAGAGAAACUUCGCCAGGAGGCUUUGCUGGAAGAAUUGGGACCGGAACAGGCCGCCAUUGCCAAGCAACAAGAAGAGAUGGGCCUGGGUGAGAGCAUUUAUUCCCACCAAGGCGGCCUCUUCUCUCGAUCCACCGAUGCUCUGUCGGUAUCAUCGACGGCGUCCUCUGCGUCCAUGAUGCUCCGAAAAAUGGGCAAAGGCAUGAAGAAGGGUGGUCGAUCUCUCGUUGGCAUGUUCCGUACGAAGUCGGUUGCAAGCAUCAGUUCUAUCGAGGGAGCAGCCGAGCCGAUAGCUGCUCCUCAGAUCACCGUUGUAAAUGUUGAAAGAGACGAUGGCGAAAGUGUCGCGGUCAACCCCGACCCGCAGGAGAUGCCGCGUGGUGCCACUGUCUUCCCCAAGGUGGAACAUGGAUCGGACGUUCGUCGGUCCGCUUCCAUUCGUGAAAGAAAUGUCUCGGAUACUUCCCAAUCGCGUAAGAGCAUCGUGGGAAGCGACCGAGAACGGGCAGAGAUCCUUGCGGCUGUCCGUAAGGGCAUUCUGAAGAAAACCCAUUCCGACCUGGGUGUUUCCUCGCCUGCCCAUACGCUCGCCGCCGGUGACUCGCCGCAUUCCAGUGCCCCGACAACGCCCGAAGAAUCGGCACGGCCUCGUCCGAACGACCACGUGAAGAUUGAGGGCGAAGACUACUUCCUGACCGAAGGCGGACGCUUCAACGGUACGGAAGCGAAGAGUGCUCCAAUCACUCCUCACGGUGUUGGGAGGAACAUUGCCUUCAGCCCUCGCAUCCAAUUCCACGACACCUGGCCUCCUGGCGAGUACGAUCGCCGUGGAGAGAUCGCGACUUGCAACCGCCUGACGCCUCUGCUGGCCCAGCAGAUCCGGGAGGAGAUUAACAACUUCAAGAUGGAGAUGGAGGUCCAUGAAAACUCCAAGAUCUACACGCACUUCAUUUGA
Molecule: messenger RNA, 2211 nt
Organism: Penicillium cinerascens
Lineage: Eukaryota; Fungi; Ascomycota; Eurotiomycetes; Eurotiales; Aspergillaceae
Exons: 4
Coding region: 1-2211 (736 amino acids)
Biological process (GO): actin cytoskeleton organization
Molecular function (GO): actin binding
Source: RefSeq, a predicted model, not a curated record